Messenger RNA from Ustilaginoidea virens, 294 nucleotides. RefSeq lists its product as uncharacterized. The record is from RefSeq and is a predicted model, not a curated record. The transcript is spliced from 2 exons. Gene Ontology annotation, biological process: protein insertion into mitochondrial inner membrane. Gene Ontology annotation, cellular component: mitochondrial inner membrane. NCBI's taxonomy places the organism in Eukaryota, Fungi, Ascomycota, Sordariomycetes, Hypocreales, Clavicipitaceae. Bases 1 to 294 code for a protein of 97 amino acids.
AUGUCCUUCCUCGGCCUCGGACGCCAGCAGCCCACGUCGGAGCAGAAAAUCGCCGCUGUCGAAGGCGAGAUGCGCAUGAUGGCCGACACCUACAACCGGCUGCAGAAGACGUGCCAGAAAAAGUGCGUUCCCGCCGACUACCGCGAGGGCGAGCUCAACAAGGGCGAGUCAGUGUGCCUGGACCGGUGUACCGCCAAGUUUCUGGACACUUCGAUGAAGGUCAGUGAGAUUAUGCAGCAGCAGGGGCAGCAGGCUCUUGGGGCGGGACCCCAGGCCGCCGGCGGUUUGUUCUGA